AUGUCUGGUCAUGAUGAAUCUUCGGAAAUGUCCCUCAGAUGCCCUUCACUCUUUGAAAACGUCGAGGAGGUACCAUUGAAUCUUAUGGAGUCCGCAAUAAAGUCCGACCUUCUCUCCAAACCGCUAGGUUCACACGAGGCGCUUCAUUUCUUUCUUGAGGAGCUCAACAAAGACAACACGCACCCCCUGAUUAAAAAGGCAAUCGAAGCUGUCUUGAGAAGCCCAUCGCUUAGACAAGAUAUCGAGAUUAAGUGGAACCUCUCCCGCAAUUAUGGCUGUGCCAAACGGCGCCAGCACAUGAUGGACAAGCGCGCCCCCUAUGAUUUGGCCUCAUGGUGUAUUGAGAAGUGCCCUCGAUGCUUCAAUUUACUCUUGGAUCAUCAAACUGUUCAGCCUUCUGCAUUUUGCGAAAAUGGCUACAACUUCUUUUGGCUCGCCGUCAGGAGUGGGAAAAACGACUUGAUGCAACGUAUUGUGUCUUUGAUGGAUCUCGAAGAUCUUCUUCAUCCUUUUUCGAUGAGGGAGCCGGAGGCAGACCGAUACACAAUCUUUCAGGCCUCUACCUGGAAUCGGAAAUGGUUUCAAGUCUGCUGGGAACGGCUUAAAUCAUGCCAGGACAACGGUCUUACUUCACUUGGGCCAGAUGAGAUUGGACAUAUAUGUCGAUUUGCCGAUGUGGAUCUUGCAAAAGAGUUAUUGGAAUCAGGCCUAGAUCUGGGAAAAUCUCGCCCAGAGAACGCAUCACCUGGUUGGUUGGAGAUAGUGGGCCGAAAGGAUCCGGAACCAAUGCUGAAUUGGUUCCUGAGCCGUGGCCAUCAGCCACCCGAGAAACUCUUGACGUAUGCCGCGACAUGCAACUGCACCCAAGCGGCAAGCUGGAUUAUGCGCCAUACUGAAAGCCACCUAGACUGGCGUGAGGCUGCGCUUGUAGCGGCGGAAAAUCCAGAUGACGGAAGCGCGGAAAUACUAGAAAUCAUUCUACAAGACCCAGUUGCAAAAUGGAAAGCAGACCAGACUCUGUCACAGAAUAUUGUGAUCAAGACCAUCAACGGAGUGUGCCAGGAAAGAAAGAAAUAUGAAGCUUUUCUGUCCGAUAAGUUUUUCCAGAAAAAGUUCGCGGAAAUGGAGGAUGUUGCUGUUCGAAAGAUCCAAGCUCUGGGUGAAGUAGUUCGAAAUGUUGAAGUUCUAGGUGUUAAAAUCACGGCUAAUGAUACUGGACUGUGUCGCCUUGCGAUGGCGCUGGAGAACAUGAAUCAGCACUGUUAG
Messenger RNA from Penicillium subrubescens, 1266 nucleotides. RefSeq lists its product as uncharacterized. The record is from RefSeq and is a predicted model, not a curated record. The transcript has a single exon. The coding region runs from base 1 to 1266 and encodes 421 amino acids. NCBI's taxonomy places the organism in Eukaryota, Fungi, Ascomycota, Eurotiomycetes, Eurotiales, Aspergillaceae.